CUACGCAACCGCUCGAUCUCGUCGAUAGCGAACCGGUCGAUAGCGGAACGAUGUGCGCGCUUCUAGUGUGACGAUGUGUCGGACGAUCCGGUGCUAGUGUCGAUUGCUGAAGGUGGAACUGUUGAUGGAUGUGGAAGCCUGGUCCUCGGCGAAGAUGGUGUCGGAGGAGGGCAAGACGCGUGCCACGGACUUCUCCAUCGCUGCCAUCAUGGCUCGCAGCGGCGAGCAGCCCCGUAGCCCGCUGCCAACAGCCAGAUCGCCUACUUUUAUAGAUCCAGUUUCCCGCCAGAGUUCACCAGCAUCGAUCAGCUCAGCUGCUUCAAGCAGGUCUCCUGUGCUUGAUGAAGAUGUCGAGGUGGACGUGGAACAGUGCUCGGAUGGAGAACGAGACGCCUCCGACCAUGCCAUACCAUCACCCGCUCCCUCGUCAGAGCUGGGUGAGAGAGACACGCCGUCACCAGCGAGGCCCCUCACCACUCCUGUGACGUCAUGCAACUGCGAGGAGCUCCUGUCAGUUGACUGUCAGCUGGAGACUAAGGAGCUAUGGGACAAGUUCCAUGACCUCGGCACUGAAAUGAUCAUCACAAAAACGGGACGACGCAUGUUCCCGACGGUGCGCGUUUCGUUCGCGGGCUGCCGCUCGGAGGCGCGCUACGCGGUGCUCCUGGACGUGGUGCCGGUGGACGGCAAGCGCUACCGCUACGCGUACCACCGCUCCUCGUGGCUCGUGGCCGGCAAGGCGGACCCGCCCGCCCCCGCGCGGCUCUACCCGCACCCCGACUCGCCCUUCUCCGGGGACCAGCUGCGUAAGCAGGUCGUCUCCUUCGAGAAGGUCAAGCUCACCAACAACGAGAUGGACAAGAACGGACAGAUCGUGCUUAACUCAAUGCAUCGGUAUCAGCCACGUAUCCACUUGGUGAAGAUUCGCGAGGGUAGCGGCCCCAUCACGGACCUCUCUCGAGAACAGCACCGCACCUUCGUCUUCCCUGAGACAGUAUUUACUGCCGUCACAGCCUACCAGAACCAGCUCAUCACAAAACUGAAGAUUGACUCCAACCCGUUCGCUAAAGGUUUUAGGGAUUCAUCAAGAUUGACUGAUUUUGACAGGGAUCCAAUGGAACUGAUGCUGAUGGAACAGCAACUUCUACGCUCACCAUUACGACUUUACGCCGGAGGGACUACGACAGGAGAAGAAGAGGCGGAGAAACGAGCGGCCUGGGCGAGAACUCCGCCAGCAUUGCAACUGCUAGCCCUCGGAGGACGAGCCUGGCCCUCAGCGUGGCCUCAACCCUUGGGGCUACCACCAGACCUGUGGCUCCAGAAACCUCCGACACCACUGCGAUACUGCCCAUAUCCACCCCCCUCAGCGCAAUCCUCGCGCCCCGAUCACAGCCCCUCACAACGACAUCCCAUGUGAACUCACCCUUGUUUUAUAACAAAAUAGACUUGUCAGACGAGAUUACGACGUCGUAUACAUCUAGAUGAUUUAGAUUUACGAUAAAAUGUUAAUAUAAGAAUGUUCCUACCCGGUAUCUCCAUAUUGCGUUUAUAUUUGAUGUGUGAUACGUUGAUACGUCAUGAAAAUUUGCUUCUAAAAUCUCCUAAUAUACACAAAUGACAGUAUUUAAGUCACUGAAAAUGAUUAACCAAAGAUUUGUAAGAAUUGCUUUACGUGUGACGUUGUUAUGGGCAGAAUAGUAAGAGAUUUCAUUAAAGACAUUGAACACAUGAAAAACGCUCGAAGCGUGUGAAAUCGCUCUAAGUCGGACUGAAACCAUGGAGAUUAAAACGCAUUUUGGACUAAACUGACUUUUGUGAAAGUUUUAGUUUCACCCAAUGUUACUAUAAAAUAAAAUUAAUAGAAAAAAACACCACUUCAUUUUUGUCAAACCAAAUAUUUAUGACUUUAAAUAUAACAUUCCAAGAGUAUUUAUUCCAGAAUAAUAGAUAGCACAUAGAUUCUUAUAAAUAGUAAAUGUAUUCUGUAUUAAGUAGAUUCUCUUUCAUACAAAUUGUAAAGUUAAUAAUUGUGUUAAACUAUGAAAAUAACAUGAAUAUUUAUUAGGAAGUUCUCACAUCGUGAAUAAUUUUGAAAAUGUUUUGUGAAUAGAACUAUUUUAUAUUAUUUUAUUAUUUAAAAUGUAUAUUUUAUUAGUAUCAAACACCAGUGAUAAAUAUGACGCUAGUUUAUAAGUGUGUAUUAUAAUAUUAAAUUAUAAUAUUUAUAAUCAUUGUACCUAUGUAUAGUAAGUGAUUAAAUUAUUUUUAGACUAAGUAUUGUAAAUAGAUAAUAGAGGGCCUCGUAGAAAAUCUAUUGGAUAAUUUAAUAAAUUAACUUUAGUCCGUUGUCGCGGUUUAGCUCGUGUCCUAUGAAUAUUUUAUAUAAAACUUCGACGAAUGACAUGAGAGAUAAUUUUCUAACUUCUAACAUUAGAUUAAGGAUUGGUCUCCGCUGCGCUCCAACUAGUCACCGUAUUAUUUAAGAAUAAUAGUGCGUGGCAUCUUGACACUCAAUGGCAUCUUUCAAAUUUUGAAACAUACACUUCGUGUUAUUUUACAUUGAAAUUAAUAAAAUAUAAAUACUUACUGAUGAUAUGUGAUCCCAGUGUCUUUCUUAUUUUUUGAAAUAUUAUUUUUACAAAGUUUUACUAAGCAACUUUUUAGUUUCAAUUAUCAGCAAAGCUUAACAUAUAAUGUGGUACGUCAACGUCACACAUUGUUCGAGACUGGCUCGAGUACGCCCACUUGCGUUAUCUAGUUCAGGAGACCAAUCCUUAAUCUAAGCUUUUAACAUAUUUUAUUCAACACUAACAUAUAUUUUGCAAGAAAAUGUAUUUCUAAAACUAUAUUUUUUAACCAUCGUUUGUUUUACUUACCGAUAACAACUUCGAUGAGAUAAUAUGUAAUUAUCUAAAAAUAACAGGUUAUACUAUACAGAAGUAAUAUACAUUUAUUGACGUACAAUACAAUAGAAUCGACUCCCCCCCAAUCCCCCCCAUCACGCACAAAAAGUGUCCGAGAUAAAAAUGUGUUCCACAAGUCGUGGAGUGGCAAAAGUUAGUUAGCCUUGUUAUGACAUAUUGAUUCAUGAGUAGUAAUAUCCCGCCAAUACCACGAGCGUGCGUGCGACAUUGCACUUUAGCUCACAAGAUAUAGAGCCUAAAAUAGAGUGGAUCAUUUUACGUUACCAAUUUAAUAACUAUACUAAUUGUAUGCAACAAGGCUCGGAUACUUUUUGGUUGCGUUUUCUUUGGUAUUGUCUAUGUUAUUAGUAUUGUUGGUCAAAUCGUUAUUGUUGAUAACGAAAAGUUUAAAAACCCGUAUGAUUUGUAAAACAUCCUGUAUUAACAAUUAAAAUGUACUUAAACAUAGUUUUAUGACAAAGUUAAAAAUAUGCAAAAUAUUGAAUAAACUGUAUGAUUAAAUAAAGAUGUAAACUGUAAGCACAUACAAUAUUUUAUGAUUAAAAAUAUGUUACAACAUUAAUUUAUUAUGUAAAUACUAAACGAAUAGUUAAUUAUAAUAUAACGGUUUACGAAACGUUAUAUUUAGAUCUUUCCAAGAAAUGUCAAUUUAUGUUAGGUCCGAACCACAAUUACUUCUGAAAACUAAAAUUAAAAACAAUUCUAUUUUAUUUUGUAUUAUGUUUUGUUUUUGUUUAAGGGCAAAUCGCGUGGUAGCAAACAUAUCAGGGUACAUCCCUAAGUGUUAAUAAAUAAGAAAAUUUAAAGUA
This is a messenger RNA of Leptidea sinapis, 3733 nucleotides long. RefSeq names its product T-box transcription factor TBX20-like (gene mid). NCBI's taxonomy places the organism in Eukaryota, Metazoa, Arthropoda, Insecta, Lepidoptera, Pieridae. The record is from RefSeq and is a predicted model, not a curated record. Gene Ontology annotation, molecular function: RNA polymerase II cis-regulatory region sequence-specific DNA binding; DNA-binding transcription factor activity, RNA polymerase II-specific. Bases 125 to 1417 code for a protein of 430 amino acids. The transcript has 6 exons. Gene Ontology annotation, cellular component: nucleus. Gene Ontology annotation, biological process: regulation of transcription by RNA polymerase II; cell fate specification; heart development.